AAAAUUUGAAGAAUACUUCGAACAAACAAACGAUAAAACAGAGCGUAAGAAGAGAAGUGCGAAACGCACCGAAAAAUGGACGACGUUCGAGACUCCGCAGCAGCGUUGACUCCAUCGAAGAGCUCCAACAUCUUCCUGCAAAUCGUCGAACACCUCGACGGCACCAUCUCCCGCCCCUUCGUCCCCACCACCUCCGCCUCCGCUUCCUCCAAGGACGUCCCCCUCAACCCCGCGCACAACACAUGGCUCCGCCUCUACCUCCCCCAUGAGGGAGACGCGGCGGAGGAGGAGGAGAAGGAGGAGGAGAAGCUCCUCCCGAUCAUCCUCUACUUCCACGGCGGCGGCUUCGUCCUCUUCGGCGCCGACUCCGCCAUCUACGACUCCCCCUGCGCGGCCAUGGCCGCCUCCGUCCCUGCCCUCGUCGUCUCCCUCCACUACCGCCUCGCCCCGGAGCACCGCCUCCCCGCCGCCUACGACGACGCCCUCGACGCCCUCCUGUGGCUCCGAUCCCAACCCACGGCCGCCGCCGCGCCGGAGCCGUGGAUCGCGCGGCGCGGGGACUUCUCCCGGUGCUUCGUGAUGGGGAGCAGCUCCGGGGCGAACAUGGCCUACCACGCCGCGCUCCGUUUCGCCGCCGAUGAUUCGGAAACCCUAACCCUAAGGGGGCUGGUGCUGAACCAGCCCUACUUCGGCGGGGCGGAGAGGACGGCGUCGGAAGCGGCGUCGGAGGACGACUUCAUGCUGCCGCUCCGCGCCAAUGACAUGCUCUGGCGGCUUUCCCUCCCCCCCGGGGCAGACAGGGAUCACGAAUUCUGCAACCCCCUCGCCGCGCCGCGGCCGCCGGCUCUAAGGAAGCUGCCCAGGUGCUUUGUGAAAGGGUGCAAGGGGGACCCGUUGAUCGAUAGGCAGCGGGAGUUCGCCCAGUUUCUGGAAGGCGAAGGCGUCGAGGUGGUGGCGAAUCUCGACGACGAAGGGUUCCAUGCGAUCGAGCUCUUCGUCCCGGCCAAGGCCGAGGCCCUGUUUGCCGAGAUCCGUGAAUUCAUUUACGGCGACGCCGCGCUCGCCACCGUCGGCGGCGGAGGUGUGGUGGAAUCGGAGGCUUCUUGAGGAAUCAUAUACUUCAAAUGUGAAGUGUGUGUGGUUUGUUUAUGUGGUGGAUUGAUUGAAGAGCAAUAUUGCCAUGUGAUAUGUUCUCAGGUUUCAUAAUGGUUUAUUGAAACAACUAUCGGAAUUAUUGUUGCAAUUAUAAACGUCAUGUAUAUAGUACACACACACAAACACAAAAAAAGGAAUUAUUGGAAUUAUGAAUUUAUUGAAAAUCAUAAUUA
Messenger RNA from Ananas comosus (pineapple), 1328 nucleotides. Its product is annotated as carboxylesterase 1-like. The transcript has 2 exons. Bases 76 to 1107 code for a protein of 343 amino acids. NCBI's taxonomy places the organism in Eukaryota, Viridiplantae, Streptophyta, Magnoliopsida, Poales, Bromeliaceae. The record is from RefSeq and is a predicted model, not a curated record. Gene Ontology annotation, molecular function: hydrolase activity.